Molecule: messenger RNA, 483 nt
Organism: Oppia nitens
Lineage: Eukaryota; Metazoa; Arthropoda; Arachnida; Sarcoptiformes; Oppiidae
Product: E3 ubiquitin-protein ligase MARCHF2-like
Exons: 1
Coding region: 1-483 (160 amino acids)
Molecular function (GO): zinc ion binding
Source: RefSeq, a predicted model, not a curated record
AUGGAUGUAAAAGAAGUAGAAGAAUGUCGUAUUUGUAGAGAAGAUGAUAGCAAUGAAGUAUUAAUAAAGCCGUGUGUUUGCAGCGGAACCAUUGGUUUAGUCCAUUUGAGUUGUCUGUCCCAAUGGAUUGCUAUGAAUAGGGAAGAGCACUGUCGUGUCUGUCGCCAUCCAUUUGAUGUCAGAUGUGUCCGAAUCGGACAUAACUAUUGUCAAUAUUUGUUGGCCGAAGAGACACAUAGAGUGUCAUUUUGGUUGUCUCUCUUUUUGACAACAUUUGUCAUAUUUGCCACAAAUAUAAUGAUUGUAUUUCUUCAAAAUGGUCAUUACAGACAACACACUUAUCUAUACUGCAGUUUCAUAUCAUCCAUUUCACUGAUGAUUAUAUCACUGUUUGUGCUGUCGGUCGAGUCAUGGCUAUCGGUGCGCAAAGCUUUCAAAGAAUGGCAAAUCAGACAUUUCGAUGUUGUCUUAGUUAAAGAUUAA